UACUUUCUGAAGAACUGCGAACAUCCAGCGACUAAUCAACCAAGACGUAACGGACAAAAUUACAGUCACCAACAUAUAUUCGACCAAAUAAUAUUUCACGCAUCUUGGAUCAUUAAUAUGCAUCCACCAAACGCAAUAUACAAUAGUGCUGAUAAACUUUUUGAGAGUGCUCAAAGAUUUGCAAAUUCUCAGGGUUAUGCAUUGGUAAAGAAAAGAACCCGUAAAGAUCACUGCGGCGAAUUAAAAAAUAUAGCCUUGCAUUGUGAUCGAGGUGAUGUUUACGAAAAUUCCUUGGACCUCACCAAAGAAACUCGUCAUAGACAAAAAAGCACCCGACUGAUUGACUGUCACUUUGAAUUGUAUGCUGUUAGACGUAAUGGUUUAUGGUAUCUGGAAGUCC
Molecule: messenger RNA, 400 nt
Organism: Ambispora gerdemannii
Lineage: Eukaryota; Fungi; Glomeromycota; Glomeromycetes; Archaeosporales; Ambisporaceae
Source: the annotation of a GenBank genome assembly